GGCAGGGAGGGGGCACAGACAGAGACCCGAUUUGUCUCCCACAUGUAGGACAUUUCCUGUCUGAAUCGGGACCCAGCCCGUGUGGUGGUCGUGGACUGCAAGAAGGAGGCCUUCCGACUCCAGCCCUACAACGGCGUUGCCCUGCGGCCCUGGGACGGCAACUCGGACGACCGGGUCUUGCUGGACCUGUCAGCCUUCCUCAAGACAAUUGCCCUGAACCAAGUGGAGGAUGUGCGGACCGUGCUGGAGCACUAUGCCCUGGAGGACGACCCGCUGGAGGCCUUCAAGCAGCGGCAGAGCCGCCUUGAGCAGGAGGAACAGCAGCGCCUGGCCGAGCUCUCCAAGUCCACCAAACAGAACCUCUUCUUCGGCUCUCUAACCAGCCGCUUGUGGCCUCGCUCCAAGCAGCCCUGAUCCUUGGGCCUCCUCAGACUCACAGCCUGGUCCCCAGGCAUCAGUGCGCCCAGACCAGCCACAUGUACAAUAAAGUGCAUCCCAGAUGCCACACCCCUGUGUCCACAGAGUGUCCAGAUGGGGCGCCGGCCGGGUCAACAUCUGGAAGGCACAGAAUGUGGUGCUUUGGUGGAGCAGGGCUGGUUUUGAAUCUGGCAAUCUGGGCCUCUGCUCAGCUGUAUCUUCCCUGAUGGCUGUGUGAUUCGCAAGAAGUGUGUGCCCCUCUCUGGCUGGGGCUUCCCUGUACGUGAACAGCUGAGGACCAGGCUGUAAGAUGGGUAGUUGCCCUGGAAAUAAAAUGAUGCCUGCACUCAGGGCUCCUGGGA
Messenger RNA from Dipodomys ordii (Ord's kangaroo rat), 779 nucleotides. RefSeq names its product mitochondrial import inner membrane translocase subunit TIM50-like. The transcript is spliced from 3 exons. NCBI's taxonomy places the organism in Eukaryota, Metazoa, Chordata, Mammalia, Rodentia, Heteromyidae. The record is from RefSeq and is a predicted model, not a curated record. Gene Ontology annotation, molecular function: phosphoprotein phosphatase activity. The annotation marks the transcript as partial.